Raphanus sativus (radish) is the source of this 3443-nucleotide messenger RNA. Its product is annotated as protein CROWDED NUCLEI 4. Gene Ontology annotation, biological process: nucleus organization. Gene Ontology annotation, cellular component: nucleus. The record is from RefSeq and is a predicted model, not a curated record. Lineage: Eukaryota; Viridiplantae; Streptophyta; Magnoliopsida; Brassicales; Brassicaceae.
CACUAAAUUAAACGGGACAGAGAGACGCAGUAUCAGAACAGACCUCUUCAUUGUUGCUGUCUGUGUGAGAGAGAGAGAAAAGUGAAGAGACUAUCUAUAUAGUGGUGGUUCUGAUCUCGAAUAUCGGAGACAUUCGUUCGGGGGGGGUUCAAUUGGUAAGCGGCGAUGGCGACUUAUAGUUCGGAGCGACUCCCGAGAACGCCGGCUACUACCAGAUUAGCGAUGACGCCUGGUUCUAGGGUUUUAAAAAGCCCUUUGAGUGAAGAAGUCAUGUGGAAGCGCCUCAAGGAAGCUGGUUUUGAUGAACAAUCCAUCAAGCAGAGGGAUAAAGCCUCCUUAAUCGCUUACAUUGCCAAGCUCGAAUCUGAGGUCUAUGAUUAUCAACACAACAUGGGUCUUCUCAUUUUGGAGAAAGACCAACUCUUGUCCAAGUAUGAAGAGGUUAAGGCCUCUGUGGAUGAAGCCGACCUAGCACAUAGGCGAGAUCUAUCUGCAUAUGUCUCUGCCUUGGCUGAAUCCAAGAAACGAGAAGACGGUUUGAAGAAAGACGCUGGGAUUGCUAAAGAGUGUAUCUCUAGUCUGGAGAAGACUUUGCAUGAGAUUCGUGCAGAAUGUGCUGAGACGAAAGUUUCUGCUGAGAGUAAAAUGUCUGAAGCUCAUACUAUGAUUGAGGAUGCUCUUAAGAAAUUUGCAGAUGCUGAAGCAAAAAUGCGUGCAGCUGAAGCUUUACAGUCAGAAGCUAACCGGUAUCACCGGAUUGCCGAGAGAAAAUUGAAGGAAGCUGAAAGUCGUGAAGAUGAUCUUGCUCGGCGUCUUGCAUCUUUCAAAUCUGAGUCUGAAACGAGAGAGAACGAGAUUGUUAUUGAGCGACAGACUUUGAGUGAGAGGCGAAAGAGCUUGCAGCAAGAGCAUGAACGGUUAUUGGAUGCAAAAGCUUCACUAAACCAGCGAGAAGAUCACAUUUUUGGUAGAUCCCAAGAAUUAGCUGAACUUGAAAAGGGGUUACAGUCUGCAAAGACCAAUUUUGAGGAGGAACGUAGAGCCUUGGAGGACAAAAAGUCCAGUUUGGAGAUCCAAUUAGCUUCGCUUGCUAAACGAGAAGUGGCCGUCACUGAAAGGGAAUCUUCAUUACUUGAGAAAGAGCAAGAGCUGCUUGUUGCUGAAGAAAAAAUUUCCAGCAAGGAAUCUGAACUGAGUCAGAAGGUCUUAGCGAAUCAAGAAGCUAUCCUGAGGAAAAGAAAAUCGGAUGUGGAAGCUGAGUUGGAAAGUAAGUGCACAUUGGUGGAAAAUGAAAUCGAGAGCAAGAGACGGGCUUGGGAACUAAGAGAGGUUGAUAUCAAGCAGAGGGAGGACCUAGUUGGUGAAAAGGAACAUGACUUGGAAGUUCAAUCAAGGACAGUGGCAGAGAAAGAAAAGGAUAUAACAGAGAGGUCUUAUAAUCUUGACGAGAAAGAGAAGCAUCUGAAUGCUGUAGAGGAAGAUAUCAACCGUAAGACAAAUCUACUGGAGAAUGAGAAGGAACGGUUAAGAAAGUUAGACUUGGAUCUGCAGCAGUCUUUGAUUUCUUUAGAAGACAAGAGAAAACGCGCUGAGUCUGCAACGGAAAAACUAGAAGCCUUGAAGAGUGAGACAAGCGAAUUAUCCAUUCUGGAGAUGAAACUCAAGGAGGAGCUAGAUGAUAUGAGGGGUCAAAAGCUUGAACUCCUGGCUGAAGCGGAUAGAAUGAAGGUGGAGAAAGCUAAAUUCGAAGCUGAGUGGGAACACAUUGACGUGAAAAGGGAAGAGUUAAGAAAAGAAGCUGAAUACAUUACUCGUCAAAGGGAGGCUUUCUCGAUGUAUCUCAAGGACGAGCGUGACAACAUCAGGGAGGAAAGGGAUGCGUUGAGAAAUCAGCACAAGAAGGACGUGGAGGCGCUAAACCGAGAGCGCGAAGAAUUCAUGAAUAAAAUGGUGGAGGAACAUUCAGAGUGGCUUAGCAAGGUACAGCGCGAACGUGCUGAUUUCUUGUUGGGGAUUGAGACGCAGAAAAGAGAGUUGGAGUAUUGCAUUGAGAACAAACGAGAAGAGUUGGAGAACUCUUCGAGGGAGAGAGAGAAGGCUUUCGAGCAAGAGAAGAAGUUGGAAGAGGAGCGUAUACAGUCCCUCAAGGAGUCGGCGAAGAAAGACUUGGAAAAUGUCCAAGUGGAACUAAAGAGGUUGGAUGCGGAGAGGCUGGAGAUCAAAUUGGAUCGUGAGAGGAGGGAAAGGGAGUGGUCUGAGUUGAAGGAUUCGGUUGAGGAGCUAAAGGUUCAACGAGAGAAACUAGAGACGCAAAGGCAUAUGCUUCGAUCUGAAAGAGAAGAAAUCAGACAUGAGGUUGAAGAACUGAAGAAGUUAGAGAAUCUGAAAGUUACACUAGAUGAUAUGUCAAUGGCUAAAAUGCAGCUGUCCAAUUUAGAGCGUAGCUGGGAAAAAGUGUCUGCUCUGAAGCAGAAGGUGGUUGUUACACGGGACGAGGAACUAGACUUGCAAAAUGGAGUCAGCACUGUGAAUAGCGAAGAUGGUUAUAUUAACUCAAACAAUGGCUCAAGCCCUUCGUCCGCCAUUCCAUUUUCAUGGAUAAAGCAAUGCACUAAUCUGAUAUUCAAGACUCCUCCUCCAGAGACGUCGCUUCCAAUGUAUCAUCAUGAAGAAGGAGGAGGAGGAUUGCCUUCAGAAAAGUUGAAGCUAGAUUCAUCGAAAAGAGAAGAAAAGGCUUACACCGAGGGGCUGACUAUUGCAGUUGAAAGACUCGAAGCCGGAAGGAAAAGAAGAGGUAACAACGCAUCUGGAAGUGACACUAAUGAAACAAGCAAUCACAAGAAGAGGAAACAUGAUGUUACCCGUGAAGCUGAUCUGGAGAGUGUAAUUUCAAGCCCUCAGAAUGUGCCCGAGGACAAACACGAACUGCCAUCAAACCAAACCCAGGCACCACCAAGUGGUAUGGUAGUCCUCAGUGAAAUCGUGAAGAUCACAGAAGUAACGUGUGAGACAGAGGUCAUCAACGAAGUGUCAAACAUUGACUGCUCAGAUGAUCCUUCCGAAGCAGGAACAAAGAUGGUAGAGGAGGAGAAACAAGAUAGUGAUUGCAAUCAGACCGGGAUAAAGGUGAAGGAUUCUGACGAUGGUGGCAUUGUAACAUGAGUUAGCUGACAGGAGGUAUAAAGCAUAUAAGGAACUCUAUGAAUCCUUAAGGGUUUGUUACUGUAUUAGAGUUGAGUAUGUAAAUGGAUUUGGUUGGUUUUAAAACUCUCUGGAGAGUGAUUAUUAUUAUUUGUGUUUUUUUUUUUCAGAUUUUAAGUGAGUAGAGUGCUGGUAGGUAGAUAAGAAUCGUUGAUUUAAUGCGUGUUGCAGUGUUUGCCUGAGAAAAUGAUUUGUCGGUUUUCAAAGACUAUGAGUUUGAUUAUCAGUUUCGGGUUUUUAUU